CUGUCAUCUAUACAUCCCUCUGAGGGCCUGAGGAAGACUUUCCAAAACAAACAACUGUCAAAUUUGUUUUUUAUAUUUAGGUUCAGUUUAUUUUAUUCAUAAGAAAAUAUAAACAAAGUCUUUUUUUCGAAAACUAGUGCGUGUGUGUUAACAAUACAAAAAUGGGGAAACGUCAGCACCAAAAGGAUAAAAUGUACUUAACCUAUACAGAAUGGACAACUCUGUACGGUGGUAAAAAAGCGGGUCCAGAAUUAGAAGGAGAAGAUUCAACAUUCAGACGAUUACCGUUUAAUCAUUGUUGUUUAAGUUUGCAACCAUUUGAGCAUCCUUAUUGCGACGUGAACGGAAAUAUUUUCGAAUUAGAGGCUCUUUUACCUUACGUGAAACAAUACAAACAUAAUCCCGUCACUGGAAAGACAAUCGAUGUGAAGUCUUUAACCAAAUUGAAUUUUCACAAAAACGCUGAAGGUCAAUAUCACUGUCCAGUAUUGUUUAAGGUCUUCUCCAAACAUUCUCAUAUUGUUGCUGUUCGCAAUACUGGAAAUGUUUUUUCCCACGAGGCAGUGGAGCAAUUAAAUAUAAAGACGAAAAAUUGGAAAGAUUUAAUUACUGACGAGCCAUUUGUGAGAAAAGAUCUCAUCACUAUUCAAGAUCCGACUAAUGUAAAAAAGUUUAAUCUCUCCACUUUUCAUCAUAUUAAAAAUAAUUUAAGAGUUGAAGACGAAGAAACAAUUAGAGAAAGAAAUGAUCCGAGCGCAAAACUUAAAACUGUUUCGAAUGAAACUAAAGUUAUUUUGGCACAACUCGAAAAGGAUUAUAAAGAUAAGGCAAAAACGAAUGAAGGUUCAAAAUCAUCUGUUACCGCAAUGCCUGACAAAUUCAAUGCUGCACAUUAUUCCACUGGAGCUGUUGCUGCUGGAUUUACAUCGACCGUUAUGCCAACAACAACUGUUCUUCAAGCAGCAAUUAUUGAGGAAGAUCAAGUGCGAUAUGAACGAGUUAAGAAAAAAGGUUACGUGAGACUGGUUACGAAUUUUGGUUCUUUAAAUUUGGAAUUAAAUUGUGAUCUUGUUUCAAAAACGUGUGAAAAUUUUAUUAAACAUUGUCAUAAUGGUUAUUAUAAUGGAACAAAAUUUCACAGAUCGAUACGUAAUUAUAUGCUCCAAGGCGGUGAUCCAACAAAUACAGGAAAUGGAGGAACAUCCAUUUGGGGAAAACCAUUUGAAGACGAAUUUAAACAAAAUCUUGUACAUCAAGGAAGGGGAAUUCUUUCAAUGGCAAAUUCUGGAACUCCAGGAACGAACGGAUCUCAAUUUUUUAUCACAUAUCGCUCGUGUCGUGAUUUGGAUAAUAAACACACUGUUUUUGGAAAAAUAGUCGGCGGUUUGGAUUGUUUGAAUGCUAUCGAAAAAAUUGAAGUCGACAAUAAAGAUAGACCGAUUGAGGACAUUAUCUUGAUAGUUGCCCAAGUUUUCGUUGAUCCUUACGAAGAAGCCGAUGAACUUUUAGCUAAAGAACGUCGUCAGGCUCUCGAGGAGGCUGAGAAAUUAGCUAAGGAAGCCAAAAGAAAAAGCAAUUCAAAAGCUGAUGGCACUCUAAAGGUUUAUAAAGCAGGAGUUGGAAAGUACAUCAAUACUGAGGAGAAAAAGAAAAAAUUGGAGGAAGGAGAAACGAGUGGACUUUCUUUGAAUCGAAAGAAAAAGAGAAUUGUACAGAAUGUAGAAGAAUUUUCUUCUUGGUGAUUUGAAUUAAUAAAUAUAGAUUUAAUUAAUUAAAA
Molecule: messenger RNA, 1777 nt
Organism: Leptopilina heterotoma
Lineage: Eukaryota; Metazoa; Arthropoda; Insecta; Hymenoptera; Figitidae
Product: RING-type E3 ubiquitin-protein ligase PPIL2
Exons: 9
Coding region: 162-1742 (526 amino acids)
Biological process (GO): protein peptidyl-prolyl isomerization; protein polyubiquitination
Cellular component (GO): catalytic step 2 spliceosome
Molecular function (GO): peptidyl-prolyl cis-trans isomerase activity; ubiquitin-ubiquitin ligase activity
Source: RefSeq, a predicted model, not a curated record